UCCUCAGAAGCCUCCCGCCCAAUCUCCCAUUCCCUUAACUCCAAUGAAACCCUAGCAACCUUCUCCCAUGGAGUUUCAUUCAUUCACAACUCUCCGGCCAUCUCCUCCCUGCUCCUAUCCUCCGAGCAGCCCCCUCCUCUCCUACAAAUGCUCGUUCCGUCGCCGGAGAAGACUCAAUUUCCGCCGCAGCAAGCUGUCCUCUCUUCGGAUAACGGCGACCGCGGCAAGAAACAUCAACGGAGCCGCCGAUGUGGACUGUGAAGUGAAUCGCGACGAGUUUUGGGGGAACUCCGAGUUCGUUGAAGUCAUCGGCAUCGGAAGCCGCAACGACGCCGUUUUCGACUUCUGUAUGGAAUCGCCGUUCCAGUUUUCGUCCCUGCGAUUCUGGAAUAUUGUCAUUAAGGACUCAAUGAAGGCACAAUUACAACGGCGGAUCGUCGGGAAAGAUGUAGCUCCGAUAGUGUUUGAAGCGCCGAUGGCUUCAAAUUCGUGCGCAAAGGCUGUUAUACUUGUGGCAAGUGCAGGAUAUGGCUUGGAUCUCACGACAGCAAUUGAUAUACUCAAAGCUAUAAGAUCUGCAAAUGGGUUUGUGGUUACUAUUAUCAUGAAACCAUUCAGCUUUGAAGGACAGAGACGCCAAGAUGAGGCGAAAAAUCUCAUCGAGAAAUUUCAGGAGCACACAAAUUUACUUAUUAGUCUUGAUACUGACAUGUUACUGAAAAAGGACUUGGUAACUUUAGACGAGGCUGUCAAGACUGCAAAUAACGCUGUUUUAAUGGCAAUAACUGCUGUAUAUGUUCUAACAUCUGAUAUACACAGAAAAUUUAUCGUUGCAUCCCACUAUGAAGUGAAAAGAAUAGAAGUUUCAGAAGUAAUGCAAGUUUUGGAAAGAUAUAAGGAAGCGAAAAUUGGAUUUGGUGCUGGCUACAACAUCGAAACUUCUAUUUUAAGAUCCAUGUAUGACUGCCCUUUCCUGACUGUGGGUGUAAAGGACUUGGAUGGAAUGAUUUUAUGCAUUGUUGCAAGUUCAGGUGCUAUUGAGGACAGUGAUGUACAGGAGAUUUUGCGUACUUUGCGUCAAACUACAGAAUAUGAAGGAGAAAUCUUAAUUUCUGCAAUUCGUGAACCCAGUCUAGAGCCCAACCUGCUAGUCACAACAGUCUUUAUCUUAGGUUUUGCCGAAAAGCAGGUCUCUCAGAAAAGUAGCAUAUUGUCUGGGUUGGCUCACCAUUUUCCGUUCAUUUUCAAUCUAUUUAGUAAACACCAACCGCAAACAAAUGACACUCAGAAAAAUCGUGCACUUCAAAAUGCUCUUCCUAAAGAGACAGAUUCCCCAGAUUAUAAUGAGCUGGCAAAUAUAAAUGCUGUUGAUGAUAAAUCUAAAGAUUUUAACAAUUACUCUGAAGAACCUCAGACAGGAACCAACAACAAUUAUAAUGAAUUCCACAUUUCCAGUGGAUCUGAGCAAGCUGGUAUUGAAUCGUCUGAUUUAUAUGAUCCAAUAGUAAAAGAAACUCAUGUGUUCCAAAGGCAACCACUUGCGAGUUGGAACUUUGGGAAUGAGCAUCAGAUUGCAAAGGAUUGGGGGAAAGAGAUGGGUGGUGAAGAUGGAGCUACUCUGAUGCUUGAUAACCUGAGUAUCUUCUGUCUUCCAGUUGGUGUGAAGUCUCCUGAAGAGUUGAAAGACAAUGUCUCAUUUCCCACUCAAAAGUCAGGAAAAAAUAAGGAUGAUGUCAAAGUACAACCAGUUGUGAAUGUAAGCACGUCGUCUUGGAGUUCAAUGAAUGACACAAGUCUUGAGGCAGUGAAAGAAUUUUAUAAUACAGCAUCAGCUCUGGUUAAAGGAAAAGAUGCUGAAAUUCACAAGCAACGGAAUAUCUCUGUUCGUGCAGCAUCCAUGCUGGAAGCAGAACGGGAUUCACCAAAAAAGUGGAGUCCUGUGGUGGAGAUGCAGUACAGAGGAGGGAUUUACAAAGGACGGUGCCAAGGAGGUCUUCCUGAAGGAAAGGGUCGUCUGGUUCUUGGAGAUGGAAGCAUCUAUGAUGGUAUGUGGCGCUAUGGAAAAAGAUCGGGUCUGGGUACAUUCUACUUCAGUAAUGGGGAUGCGUUCCAGGGAUCAUGGAGGGAUGAUGUCAUACAUGGCAAGGGUUGGCUUUAUUUUCACACUGGGGACCGAUGGUUUGCAAACUUCUGGAAAGGAAAGGCCAACGGUGAGAGCCGCUUUUACUCAGAGUCUGGUGAUGUCUUCUUUGGCAAUUUUCAAGAUGGUUGGCGACAUGGUCAGUUCAUUUGCAUCGAUGUUGAUGGAAGGAGGUUUAUUGAGAAUUGGGAUCAAGGUGUUAUUGUAAGCCGUAAAUUGGACUCUGAUAAUGGUGAUGGCUAAAGAGUCUGUUUGUAAUUAUCUUGUAAAUCGCCCAAGGGGAAGUGAAUUAUCGGCAUUUGGUCGUUUCCCUGGCUACUUUACCAGCUUGUUUUUGGCUAAACAGUGUACUUGUAAUUAUCUUGUAAAUUGACUUGAAGGGGAAGUGAAUUCGCAUUUCUAUUUUCUUUC
This is a messenger RNA of Argentina anserina (silverweed cinquefoil), 2551 nucleotides long. RefSeq names its product protein ACCUMULATION AND REPLICATION OF CHLOROPLASTS 3, chloroplastic. NCBI's taxonomy places the organism in Eukaryota, Viridiplantae, Streptophyta, Magnoliopsida, Rosales, Rosaceae. The record is from RefSeq and is a predicted model, not a curated record. Gene Ontology annotation, biological process: chloroplast fission. Gene Ontology annotation, cellular component: cytosol; chloroplast outer membrane; extrinsic component of plastid membrane. The transcript has 16 exons. Bases 68 to 2383 code for a protein of 771 amino acids.